This is a messenger RNA of Tupaia belangeri chinensis (Chinese tree shrew), 3935 nucleotides long. It is a transcript of the gene MBNL3, whose product is annotated as muscleblind like splicing regulator 3. The transcript is spliced from 9 exons. Gene Ontology annotation, biological process: regulation of RNA splicing. Gene Ontology annotation, cellular component: nucleoplasm; cytoplasm. The coding region runs from base 289 to 1221 and encodes 310 amino acids. Gene Ontology annotation, molecular function: metal ion binding; RNA binding. The record is from RefSeq and is a predicted model, not a curated record. Lineage: Eukaryota; Metazoa; Chordata; Mammalia; Scandentia; Tupaiidae.
ACCCCACAGCGGCAGACUUGGAGCCCGGUUUCCACGUCCCAGCCCCGAAGUUAUGUAGGUGGGGCGGGCUUUAAUUUGCUUAUAUCUAAUGAUUUCAGGAACCUCGCUUUAAAAUGGCGGCAUUCAGUAUACACCCCUGCUAAAGGCUCUCCCGGCACCGGGGCCACUUCGCGCAGCGCUGCUUUUGCUUCUGCAGCUAACAGAUGGCAUGUGCCGCUGUCGCUGCCCCUACCGCUGCCGCUGAGAGCAGGGCCCCUUAGCCUCUGGGUUUGCGCUAGCUGCACAAGUAUGACGGCUGUCAACCUUGCCUUGAUUCGGGAUACCAAUUGGCUGACUUUAGAAGUCUGCAGAGAAUUUCAGAGAGGAACUUGCUCCCGAGCUGAUGCAGAUUGCAAGUUUGCCCACCCACCAAGAGUUUGCCACGUGGAAAAUGGUCGUGUGGUGGCCUGUUUUGAUUCUCUAAAGGGUCGGUGUACUCGAGAGAACUGCAAGUACCUUCACCCUCCUCCACACCUAAAAACUCAGCUGGAGAUUAAUGGACGGAACAAUCUGAUUCAACAGAAGACUGUAGCAGCCAUGUUCGCCCAGCAGAUGCAGCUUAUGCUCCAAAAUGCCCAAAUGCCAUCAUUUGUAAGUCAUAGCUGUGUUUGCCGAGAAUUUCAGCGUGGAAAUUGUACCCGUGGGGAGCAUGAUUGCCGCUAUGCACACCCUACAGAUGUUUCCAUGAUUGAAGCUAGUGAUAAUACUGUGACGAUCUGCAUGGAUUAUAUCAAAGGUCGAUGCUCCCGGGAGAAGUGCAAGUACUUUCAUCCUCCUGCACACUUGCAAGCCAAACUCAAGGCUGCUCAUCACCAGAUGAACCAUUCUGCUGCCACGGCAAUGACCCUACAGCCUGGUGCACUUCAACUGAUACCAAAGAGAUCGGCACUUGAAAAGACCAGUGGUGCCACCCCAGUCUUUAAUCCCAGUGUUUUCCACUGCCAACAGGCUAUGACUAACCUGCAGCUCCCGCAGCCAGCAUUUUUCCCUCCAGGGCCAAUACUGUGCAUGGCACCCGCUUCAAGUAUUGUGCCCAUGAUGCACGGUGCUACACCUACCACUGUGUCUGCUGCAACAACACCUGCCACCAGCGUUCCGUUUGCUGCAACAGCUACAGGCAAUCAGAUACCCUAUUUAUCAGUAGAUGAACUGAAUAGCACCAUGUUUGUUUCACAGAUGUAGAAGUUACCAGUAGAACAUUGAAAUUCUGAACAGCAGAGUUAUGGAGUAUCGGAAUCUCUCCAUGAGAACCUCCAUAUGGCCUUUUUAUAUCUAUUCUCAUACAUCCUCUUCUACCAACACAACAAUAAGUGUAGUACAGUCAAUAUAUUAAAGAAGGCAAACAUAUAAACCAACAGAUUCAGAUAUUAACAAGCAUUAAAAAUGGAGAUGUUGAAAGAAAACACAAAUAGAAAACUAAUAACUACCAUCGAUCUUAAUUGGAUUUGAUAGAUAGAUAUGACCAUGAAAAUUUGUAGCUUGUUAUGUUACUCUUUGUGAUUUUCCAAUAACCAUUAUACUAGGUGAAUUUCUGUAGUGGACUGUUGGUUUACUGUACAUUCUUGGUGGAUAAAUGUUCAUCUGUUUUGAAGUGUUACCUUACUAUUUUGUUUACACAGUAGCUUGUUGGGUUGAUUUAGAAUGUAAUGAGUAUAUCUACUACCAUUUUUUCCCAUUAUUGUAUUGUGUUGUGUUGUGUUGUGUUCAAUUUUUACAUACUAUAGUAUUUCGCUGCAUAUUUUUGGUGUUUGAUUUUGACUAAGAUGUUAUUAGUGGAGAACAGAAGUGUAUGUGCUUGAAAUACAUGACAGGCUCAUGUUAAUAUUCUCUCUCUUAGAAUAUUUCUGUAGGGGCAGACAUUUCUUGGGGCAGACAUUGAAAAGACCUCACUGUUGAGUGUGCACAAAACCUGUUCAUAAACAUGUGUGUAUACAAUUUGUACUGCAGAUCUGACCUUGCAUAAUACAAUCUAACUACUAAUUGUUUUUGUAAGAGAGAAAUAAUUACCUGCACAAAGCAGACAACAGCUUAAAAUAUUAACCACUAGUUCUCUUAAAUGACUUGAAAAAUAAAGACUUUAUCUUUAAAUUAAUUUUUCAGCAUUUAUUCUAAAAAUGAUAUAAAGUGUCCAUCACACUUUCUGUGGCUCAAGAAUCCUGUCUCCUGGAUUGAGUGUCUAAAACUGAGCUAUUUUUCAUUUCAUCUGAGAAACCGGUACUUGGGCUCUUAAAGAUAUGCUAAUUACAGGUUAUAAAUCAAACAGAGAAAUGGGAGUGUGGAGAUAGUUUUUACAAACUGGAGGAAAGUGUGUAAAAUCAUUGCAAUGUAACUUUUUACACAAGUGCCAUUUUCCAAAUGUAAAUGGCUCAUGCUCUUUAGACUACUCUUUGAAUAGUAAGUAAGAUGCAAUCCAGCAAAAGUCAGUUGGGGUGAAAGAGAAUUGGUUCCAAAUGAGGCCUUUCUUCCCCAAAUGGACAAUCUUUUCUAUUGAUCACAGAAGGAGACUGAGUAUAGGUUUGGAGAAAUGGCAGGGACAGGGGGUAAGGAGGGAGGCAUUUCAAUUAUCUUUUGAUUCAUUAAAAAAAAAAAAAAACUAAGAAAGAUGUCUGCAGUUGUCUUUAGCUUCAGUUCCACUGAAUUUCCAGUUUUGUUAAAUACUGCUUCAGGGUGAUACAUGGCCAGGGUUUCCCUGCCAUAACUUGAAUAUCAGAGCCUCUCCAAACGUCUUUUUAAGUUUUUCUGAUUCGUUUGCCUGUUUGAAAGUUGUAAUUGAUUUUUAGCACCCUUCGGAUGAUACAGAGUGGCUAUUUUCCACAGAGCUGAGCUGAGUUCACAUUACUUAACAUUUAUGAAGUAAUCUUACAACCAAGUGAAUUGUGGUUAAUUGAUUCCUGUGGUGUGUAGCAUGUCUCCUCCACUGUACUCAGUUCUUAACAUUACUAUUUUACAGUGGCGGAAGCAUAUGAUAUUUUACAUCAACUUUGAUUAAUAUUUUCUACUGACUAUAUGUUCUCAAACGGGGAAGUAUAAAACCAUCAGGUUUGGUUUGUAUGAAAGAGUUGCUUAUGUCCAUCAUGAAAAUGACAACAAAGAGAAAAUUGGUUAAACUAUCUACUGGUGUUUGAAUCACAGAACAAUGGAAUUGCCAAAGACCUUUUCACAUUUGAUGAAACAGGCCCAGGGCAUGGGCCGAGUCUACCUAGCCAUCGUGGGACCCAGAAGUGUCUCCUGAGUCCCAGUUGUUUCUUCUUUUCACAUUGCGCUUUAGAACAUUUCAAAUUCUAUCCUAUAACAGAUCAAUUUGGCUCAGAAAGCCUAAAAGUAAGAUUAGUUCUCUGGGAGUUGAUAUCCUGUUGAUCUUCAUUGUCAACCCAAAUCUUGAUCAGUGGUGAUUUCCAAACACUCUUGCUUGUAGUGAGCCAGUGUCAUCUGUUAACAAUGUUGCCAGGAGUUAGAGAUCAACAGUUGUUCUGACUUUUACCUGUGGACUCUUUGAACCACUUAAUUUCUGUUUCUCUAAAUCGUAACAUUGCUAGAGAAGACAGUGGAGUAUGCCUUUGGAAAUCCCUUGUGUACAGAACUGAGCUUUAUGUAAUCUGUGCCAGCACCUCUCCAGAAGGGCAGAUCUAAUUGUAUGAAUCCAGUAAGAAUGCACUUGAACUAGUCUGGAUGUAGUCCUUAAAGGAGAUGGGGACUGUUUUUGUGCAAAAUGAACUUUGGUGUAGUUUGACAUUUUGAUGCAACAUACUAUCUCAUCUAAUCUUUUAAACUUUUGGCAAAGAUGUACAUAGUUAAGAAACCUAGAGUACAGCCAUAUUCAUGUUGCUUUAAGCACUGGAAGACGUUAAAAUGACUUAGUUUUAGUAGAGGUUCAGUGAGAGUUAUUUAGGGUUGUU